CGGAAGGGCUUUUUCAUAGGGAGAGCGUUCGAGAUUCCGGAGCAGACGUGGGUAGCAUAGCAUGUAAAGGCCAUUCAAUGGCUGAACCUCUUCGCCAGGCGCGAUCUUCCAAACGUGUGGUAUUCUCUCGCGACGCUCCUCCGACCUUUUCCAUUCCACACGGCGGCAAAAUGAUCGCGCAGGAGUCCAGGGCAACAAUGAGCGCUAUAUCUAGCAGCGGAUGUCUCUUCAGACAUGAUGACCAGACAUCUUUCCAAACUUACUUUUCAUCGAACUCCCUUAUUAGCCUCUCCUUUUCAGACGGUUACUCUUAAUUUCACAUGCCACGUCACGCUGCGAUCUUAUCAUCAUGCUGUCUUUAACCAAAGCUUCGUCAGUGGCCUGCGUCCUUCUGGCAUGCCUUACCUUUUCGUCAAUUGUCCAAGCAUACCCUGUUUCCACAUCAGACAAGGAGACAUUAUCCAGAUCGUUGGAUUCGCGAUCGCCGGAUCCGAGAAUGAUCCCCGACAGCGAAAACCGUGAUCUCGUCAACUCCCUCUUCAACUCGCUGGGGUUUAGCGCUCUGGCCAAUCUCAACCACUGGAAAUCCGACAAUGAGCCCGAUGUCAUCGAUGACAGCAACGUCCCCACGAGGACGGAGACCACCAAAGACAACACUGUUGAUGACAAUGGCGAUAUCCACACGGAUAACAGCCGCGAGGAUAAGACAGACAGCGAUGAUGACAAGGACAGUGAUGAUAGCAAGGACAAGGAGGAUGACAAGGACUCGAGUGACAAGGACAGCAAGAACGACACCCAGCUUCCGAACCCUGCCACGGAUCCGGCCGGCUUCGUGACGGCCUUGAUGCAGCAAAUCCAGCACACUUUUAACGAGGCUCUGGAUAGCAGCGAUGAGCACACGCUCAACUGAGUGAUGCUGUGGAAGACUCAAGUGUUGUGAUUCUCUUGGGGCUGAGUUGGCAAGUGGUUCACUACACUCUUAUUGAUAGCUUGAAAUUCUGUUUGUGAAAAGUAUUCAGCGGCGUGUGACGAUUGACGAAGACCAAUGGCAAGGAAUCUGUAUGAUUAGUUAGUCCCUUAGUUAACAUGAUUGACUGGUUACCUGGAACGAACACGAGUACUUCGUAAAUAGAUCGGUCUCCGUCUCUUCGCUUCCAUGGACCUUGGAAUUCCGCCUCGAUCGGACGGACCAAAAACUUAACUCCACCUAACCC
Messenger RNA from Aspergillus sclerotioniger CBS 115572, 1214 nucleotides. RefSeq lists its product as uncharacterized. Bases 350 to 910 code for a protein of 186 amino acids. The record is from RefSeq and is a predicted model, not a curated record. NCBI's taxonomy places the organism in Eukaryota, Fungi, Ascomycota, Eurotiomycetes, Eurotiales, Aspergillaceae. The transcript has 2 exons.